GUGCGAGACGGAGACGGAUAGAUCGGCGACCGCGAGAGGAAGGAAGAGGAUCGAAGCGGAGGUACGACGGGCGAAGCUAGUACGAGAGAGACGGAGCAGCCGCGCGCAUCCAUCGGCUAUCACUAGCGACGUCAUGGAUAGCCUGGUCGACGGUUACGCACGUUUUUGGCAGCGUUGUUCGUGCCCUUAGCCGUGGCAAUGGUGUUCUUUCUCGGUGUUGCGGAGCCGGCUCGUGCGGUGAUUUAAUUUCGCGCAGUGCUGCCGUGACGGUCGAUCGAAGCGCACCUGGGAACGCCGCACUUCCGAUGCAACGAUGCCUCCUCGUCCUCGCCGCUGCUACCUCGACAGAGUCGUUCUCGGCCCACGACGUAUGCAGAACGCUCGCGACGCGUUCGCCUCUGGCUGCCACCAGAUUUGAGAGCGAACCUGAUUAUCGAUCCGGCCACCGGGCCGUCGACGGACCGACCUGUGUGUAACAAUACCUGGAGCCCGCUAUAGGAUCUCCAUCCUCGAGCCAGUACCAGCGCUGUGAUUGGACGGAGGAUUUAUCAUAGAUUGCACCCUCGCGCGAGACAAUUCCACGAGUGUUGUCCGACGACUGGAUCAUCGGUAGGUCCAUUUUCUUGGCGAACCACCCUCUGGAUCCCUCCGACGAUCGAAGAUCCUCCUCGCUGCUCGAGACGAGAGAGGGCUGCCUCUGCCUCUACAGGAUAUCGUAGACCGCGAAGGACCCUGCUGCGCGAUACAGAAGCACGACAGUGACAAGAAAGUCGACGUCCAGGGUGCGCUAUCCUCUUCCUUGAAGCUGGCCGCGAAACGGCUGCCUCGCAUCGCGACGAGAUCGAGUGGGUCCUCCGGCUCGCGGGCGACGAUGUGUAAAUAAAUUCUCCAGGAGGCCCCCCAGGCCAGUGCUUCGUCCACGGCUCGGUUCUAUUGCAGCUGCGUACGAACAGGAUUUCGCCCGUCGAUACCCGGCCGAUAUACUAGGGGCGAGCUCCGAGGCGCAGCGUAGAACCAGCGACGCGGUGUCUGCCAGGGGUUCGUUGACUCGGCCGUAAAAUCGUCCGAGCCUGUCACCGGAAAGGGUCGCCGGGUGACGGAUAUAGACCGUCGCGACGACACUCGGGAAAAUCGACCAGGCUCCACGAGCACUUCGACAGCCCAAACCAGACCUCCAGCCUGUCUGUGUGAACGCAUACCAUCGAAGCUCUUGUCCCUAUUUGGAGACCGACUGUCCGGCGUGGCUCCGAUAAGAACUGGGUAAAUAGAAACGAAGAUAGAGAGAGAGAGAGAGAGAGAGAGGAAGGAAGAGGGUAAUAUCAAUAACCUCAAAACGAUCGUCUUCCACGUGCGUGAUAAGGGAACGACGGAACGCGCGAGGUGCACGAAACUGCUAUGUAAUUAGACGCGGCCAGCACUCGAGACACGGACCGUGCCCUCGAUAAAUCCAGGAACAAUCGAGCCAGCUCCGCUCCCGUACAAGCCGCAGGAAGCGAGGGUGUAACGAACCGGCGACGAGGGUGAGAUCCCCCAGCGACGCGAACAGCAGGAGCCUAGGAGCCUGCAGCUUCCUCGUAGCUGGAGGUCCCUUCUGAUGGUAGAGCGAGUGACUCAGAACCGGUGGACGAGCGCGGGCGUCGAGCGCAGUCCCCGCCAACAGCAUCUCCGGUGUCCACGUGCUACGUCGUCAUGGCUCCACGUGCUGCUGCAGGCUCCGCGAUGAUGGUGCUGGUCGCUCUGCUCCUAUUCGCCGCCUGCUGGCCGCAGCAUGGCCUGGCAGUCUCCACCAAGUUCUUCGAAUCCGUUCCGGAGAAACGCGUGCCGGCCAGCGACUACGCUGUCCACGGGCCGAUCGUCGACGACCAGGAGUUUCCCAGGGACUUGAGAGAACCGUAUCCCGGAAAGAGUUUCGGACCCAUGGGGCCGAUCGACGGCUCCCUGCCGGACGACGUGUCCUUCAGGAGCCUCUCGGCUGGAAACGACGAGGGCGGUCCGGUCGAAUCGCAUUUGUCCUCGCAGGUGGGCAUGAUCGGCGCCAGGGACUUCAGCCGUCCCAAGCCCGAGUACCACAUCAUCGCCGUGGAGUUCCACAGGGUCGAGACCCCGUUCGUGAUCGGCAUAUGGAUCUUCUUCGCUAGCAUCGCGAAAAUAGGCUUCCACAUGACGCCGAAGCUCAACAAGAUCUUUCCGGAGUCCUGUUUGCUGAUCGUUGUCGGCGUCGUCGUUGGUGUCUUACUGUUCCAGGCGAGUAGUGUCCACGUGUCGCCGCUCACGCCCGACACGUUCUUCCUCUACAUGUUGCCGCCCAUUAUCCUGGACGCCGGUUAUUUCAUGCCGAACCGACUGUUCUUCGACCACCUGGGGACGAUACUUCUCUUCGCCGUCGUCGGGACUAUAUUUAACACGCUGUCGAUAGGCGCAUCGCUAUGGCUGUUAGGCAUAAGCGGCCUUUACGGCUGCGAAACACCGCUCCUGGACAUGUUCCUCUUCUCCGCGUUGAUUAGUGCCGUGGAUCCUGUUGCCGUGUUAGCAGUUUUCGAAGAGAUCCACGUGAACGAGAUCCUCUACAUCGUGGUUUUCGGAGAGAGUCUCUUAAACGACGCCGUCACCGUCGUGCUAUACCACAUGUUCGAGGCGUACAGCGAGAUGGGACCUGCGAGAAUCCUUUACACAGACUUACUGUCGGGGCUGGCGUCGUUCUUCGUCGUGGCUAUUGGUGGUACCAUAAUAGGCGUGAUAUGGGGCUUCGCGACAGGCUUCGUUACCAGGUUCACCCAUCAGGUCCGUGUAAUCGAACCCAUCUUCAUAUUCGUUAUGGCGUAUCUGGCCUACCUGAACGCCGAGAUUUUCCACAUGUCGAGCAUCCUGGCGAUCACCUUCUGCGGCAUAACCAUGAAGAACUACGUGGAGGCCAAUAUAUCGCACAAGUCGCACACCACCGUCAAAUAUACGAUGAAAAUGCUGUCGAGCGGAUCCGAGACCAUUAUAUUCAUGUUCCUCGGGGUAGCCACCGUGAACAACGACCACAACUGGAACACAUGGUUUGUCCUCACGACCAUCGUCUUCUGCUCGGUCUAUCGGAUCCUCGGCGUGAUCGUGCUGUCAGCCGUGGCGAAUCAGUUCCGUUUGCACAAACUGGACAAGGUGGAGAAGUUCGUGAUGUCUUACGGCGGAUUACGGGGCGCCGUCGCAUUCGCUCUGGUCCUUCUGAUCGACCCGAAACACGUGCCCCUGCAGCCGAUGUUCGUCACCACCACCAUCGCCGUCAUCUACUUCACCGUGUUCAUUCAGGGUAUCACGAUCAAGCCGCUGGUGAAGAUCCUGAACGUGAAGAGGGCCGAGAGGAAGAAGCCGACGAUGAACGAGAGGAUCCACGAGAGGAUAAUGGAUCACGCUAUGGCCGCGAUCGAGGACAUUUUGGGGAAGCACGGGAACUACCACCUCCGAGACAAGUUCAAACGGUUUGAUAACAAGUUCAUUCGACCUUAUUUGGUGCGGGAUCAUUACGGCGCGGAGCCGAAAAUAUUGGAAACGUACUCGAAGCUCGCGAUGAAAGACGCGCUGGAUUACAUUAGGAGGAACGCGUCCACGAUCGGUAAUAUCAGCGGAACGGAGAGCAUGUCCGCGAUAUUCCGGAACUAUAGCAACACGGGACACUUCAAUGGAAGUCCGAGUUGCAGCCAGCUUGAAGCGGGCUGGAAUAUUGAUCCUCAAGAGGUGGAGUACUACCCUUCCAAGAAGGACCUGACCGACGCCAGGAUCCACCAUCUAUUGGCCGAAGAACUUUGCAAGCCUUACAAGAGGAACCGCUAUAUAAAAAUAAAGAAAAAGGGGGAUGGAAACAAGUUCCUGAGUGAUGAAAUAAAAUUCUCCCAGCAUCGACGGCUGAGCUACAGCCGACACGCGGUGAACGAUCGCGAUCUAUCGACCCAAGUCAAUUACAAAAUGCACAUGAACAUACGACGGAUGAUGGGUGAGCACAAGCAUCGUCACAAGCGCAGUAAGAAGUUGCUCAAAGACGGCAAGCAGAAUCACGUUAGUUUCCCGGAGUUCCAACAGAACGGCUCGACGAAGUUGUUCACCCAGGAUUACAUAAACGGCGUGCUGUACGAGCUGGAGAACGGGGACACCUCGAAGCCGUCCAGCAAGGAGGACUGGGACUCCGCGAUAACUUUCACGGCUCGCACUUCCGACUCGUCCAACGUGAACGCGGAGGCCCAUCACGGCGCAACCACGACUACUUCUAUGGACACCAUUAACACGGACGACCCGGACAUGAAGCUCGGAUGCGAUGAAAGCUACAGGGUGACGACGCCCACCGCUACCGAGAGCGUGCUACCGUGGAAGAGAGAGGAUGAUUAUGACUCCGGACACCCCGUUAAACAGAACGAGUUCCCUGCUUGGUGUUCCAACAAAGAGUAUCUAGCGUAUAGUUCCCCCUCAGCUACCUUCUUAGGUGGGAUCGAGCAGCCGAAGGUACAGUCAGUGAUUGGCCUGUUCCGUCGCGACAGCGUUUGCACCCCUAGCAGUAUAGAUCAGGACAUUUUGAACAAGCGGGAGGAUUUUCUGUUGACGGAGCAGACGGACUCACCCUCGAGGGCUUCGAAUUUUGGUCAUUCCAGACAGCAGGAAGGGUCCGACCAGGAGGGUGUCCAUGAUGGAGCUGGGAACGAUGGAGACGUCGCAGUCGGACAAGGUGACGGACGACGGUUCCCAUUCCCUGCCGGAGUGCUGGAACCCGCCGCACAAGUACCGGAUGAGCUCGUUCCCCUACUCGGCACAGGUACCGAGCCUCUCGACCGCCCUGAUCAUGGACUCGUCCGAAUCGUCGGAAGACAUCGACGAGGACGAAGAGAAAGCUUGACCCUUGGGGAUCGUCGAGGAGCAGACGUCGUCCUACCCGGAGGACGAGCGCCGGCUGCGUCGUCCAUGGAGGCGGCCCCCUCGACGCUCGUUACUCUCGUCUCUCCUGCGACGACCCAGCGCGCCCGUCUGAGAGAUUUACGCUCGCGUAAUUAGCUCGCGACUCCAGCGAUUUUCUCCUAAACAGUUGCUGAACAGCCCGAGUCGGUCGGCGCUCCCUUUCGAGGACGACCGUUCUAGCACGCGUCGAGAGGACAAGCCAGCCGUCAACAUGGCGCACCGGCAGCCUCUCCUAAUGCAGGACCACGACGACGGAAAGUAUCUUCGUUGACUACCGAUGCUUUCGUUCGCACGCAGAAAAACGGGCCCCAGCCGGGGCGUGUAGCUAGUUUUCCAUUUUGAGAGAUGAAUAUUUUUGUUCCGGGACGAGGGGGCCAUCGGCGCAGACGCGGGAGAGGCAUACGCACGGUGAUCCCAGCACGAAGUGGCUGGAUGUUGCUCGAAGUUGGUCCUAUUUUCCGUCGAACGGAACCCGACCUAGAUUAUUCGACCCGUCGUAUUGUUUGAAAAGAGUAGUAGAGAUUAGUGGCCGGUAUAUUUUGUGAAACUUUGUGAACACACGAAGAGGAAGGUCCCCGCCCCCCCAAUGGUUCAUCAGAGACGAAGCUAGGCGGCUGCGGACAGAUUAGCUUGUUCGAAGGCAGCUUCCGGUGGCGAAGCUCUCGCUGCUUUUCCCGCGUCUACGCUACCCCAACCCCGUUAAUUUUAUAGGGCACUGUGAAGGGUAGGCGUCGUUCGAGGGAAGCGAUCGGGCUUGGGAAACACCGACCGGUGUUACACGCUGCGAUCCUUUUGAUACUUGGACCACCGCGCAGGAAUCUUUUCGAUCGUUCGGAAAGCACUACGUGGGAGGACGCGAGAAAGAGAGAGAGAUAGAGAAAGAGAGUGAGAGAGAGAGAGCAAGAGAGAGAGAGAGAGAGGAAGAAAGAAAAAGAGGCAGAGAGAAAGCUAUUUUUUUAACCGAUACCAUUUCCUCCACGCGCGACCGAUGGUCGGACACGAUUGACCGGGGGAACGGCUGGUUUUCCGUGGUUCAUUUCCAAUGCACAUUCUCUGCACGAGCGCGGAACACGCGCGCGAUUCAGCUUCUCCGCGUGCUGACAUGAUCGAUCCGCCGGGGGAGCGCGUGCACCAUUUCCUAGGUCCGAAUUUUCUCAUCGGGUGUCGGGCUAAGACACCGCGUGCACUCCCGCGCGACUCUCGCGAUGAUCGCCGACGAGACUUGGUAUCGUGGCCUUAAGAUUCAUAGAAGUAUCCUAGCGGCGACCGGCCCACUUCCGGUCCGAGUGAGAGACGAGCAAGGCGGUUUUUAAUGGCGCGAGACGCGAGGUCACGAUUCCGUGUUGCCUCCGCGACACGCUCUCAGCUACGAUCGAGCAUUGCGAGGCAGCUUCGCCAGGCUGCUUUGCGAUCAUCGUCAAAGAUCCUAGUCUAGUAAGUUACGGCGGAUGCUCUAGAUCCUAAUACCAUUACUGCUUCGUAUUGACCGUCGGCUCAUUCUGCCUGACGCGUGUUUAAAGACGCUCGAAGCAGCACGAUCGAAGUAGCGGAGACUGCCUGGCAGUAAUCGAUGCCUCAAAUACAGUCCGAAGUUCUUGCCAAACAGACGCUAAAGACGCUCCAAACAGCACGAUCGGGAGUAGUUGUGAUUGCCCGGAGCUAGGCUGUCUCGCAAUGUUCCGAUUUAGCUAUAGAUUCGCUGAUAAACUCUGUGACGAGCUGUAGUCUCUUCUUCUUCGUUUUCCCCCGAGAGACAACAAGAGACACCGUCACGCCGAAGAUCAACCAGCGAUUUGCUUCGCAGUUCGUAGAUGCGAGCCUAGAAUUAGACGCGCCAUCGAGGCGCAACGUUGCAGACUCGGCGAGGAGAAUUGAACGCUCCUGUUGCGGGUACAGCGAUCUCGUCGAAUUUUCAUUGCGGAGAUUGCUUUCCGACUGGCUUAUCAGUUGAUUAGAGAUAAAAGAAUAUCGUUAGAUGCUGUUCACACCGUGACAAAUGUGAACGAAAUGUGAGUUAAGCCAAUGAAAUGGAUCUCUAGGCAUCCGUUUACUAUACUUUCUUUAAGAAUUUUGCGUGUUCUUCGUUAACGUGUCGUACAGAUGCUUUGAAGCUUCGUUAAUUGGACACGGUUAAAUUAUAUAAUUUAAUGAUCGAUCAGGCUUUACAUGUUGAUUGCGUAUGCAACGGUAAAGUUAAUAUAUAGACUUCAGAGUGCGAUUAAACAAAGGAUAAAGUUCUACUGGAACAGCAUUUGUCUCGUCUGUGGUCUUUCUUUCUUUUUAACGAACUUAUUAGCAUAUUUAAAAUUAUCGUAAGAUAUUUUGUUUUAACAUGUGCAAUGUAUGCGCGAUUUGAUCGUUUAAUAUCAGCAUCAUUUCUGCGAAAUGUAACUGCAAGAUCGGUUUAAAUUCUCGCGUGCAACGAGAUUGCACUCUCGACUGCAGGAAUUUCAAUAUCUCCUUUCCGGUGACAUAUCUUCUCAGUCGUUGAGUUCCUACGGAGACUUUUGCCGUAUAUUGUAUUUAAAAAGCUAAAAUAUCAUGUUCAAUAUAUUAAAAAAAGUAUUAUAAUGUCUCGAUUACGAUCAUCAAUGAAUUGCCCUCGUCCGGAAUACUUGCGCGAGAGAAAAUUUGUUGGAUCGCAUUAUUCGGAAACGUUGCGGAAUUAGGUAAGGCAAGAGUCUCUGCAGGCAACUCAAUUUUCCAAUGCAACAGGCGUGCUCGUCAACGGUCACGUUCCGAAUGACGAUCCUCGCAUGACCGUUCGCUGGAUCAUCCACGAGAACAAUCUCUGAAAAGAACGUAAUAGCGAAGCGGUAUGCUUCGUACAGAAACUCGAGGAUCGACAGAAUGGGUAUAUCUUAAUAUCGUUUAUAUAGGAUUUAUCCUUGUGCGUGGAACUCCGUUUAGAAUGAGACAAUUAGAGGUUGCGAGAAGAGUUUGUGUAAAACGUGAUUACUCUUAAAAGUAUCUCGCUAGGCAAUUAUAUCAGCUCUAUUUUUCUGUGAAAUCUUGAAUUCGUCUCGUGCAUUAACGAAACAUCGUUCUAAUGAAUAUUCUGAUUGAAUAUUCUACGACGACACUUCUCAAAAACAAAUUCUACCGAAAUAUUUCGAAUCUGCGAAUACGGCAUCAUUUACACAAACUUUUAGCAUCGAUUUUCCAUAUGUAAUUCCAUAUCGCAAGAACAAGUCCUGUAUAAUAGAACGACAUCCUACCGAGGAUCGUCGUAGUCCUUCACGGCGACAGACACAUGUGAGUUGUCCAAACGCUCCUCUCCUUAAAUAUGGCCUUAAAACUAAAAUAAUGGUAAUGAUGAUGAUGACGACGACGACGGCGACGACGAUGACGACGACUACGGGGACGAGGACUACGAGAUAACGUAAAUAAAUGGAUAAAAGUCUCAAGUAGCACAAGAGAAGAAAAUAAACAAAAAAGAAAAAAAGAAACCAGUCGCGCGGAGAAAAAAAAAGUCGUAGGCUCAGUACCUAAAGCGACCAUUUAACACCGUAUGUAAAUAAAGGAACUUUUCAUAGCGGAUAACGUAGCAAGUUAUUACGAUGACGUAUUAUUACCAUCAUUUAUUGGACACGGGAUUCGAAGGGGCAUCGGCGUGUCGAGGUAUGCGACUAAAAACGAGAGUGGGUGUAAAGGGAAAUCAGACUUCCAAUUUUCAUGAGAAUUGAGGCCCCCGGGACUGUUGACUAAUUUAAGACGAUUUCGUGUUGGCGAUCGCCACGACUACGUACUUUAUGGAAUUGAAUCGAAAGCACACCGUUGAGAUUUCAUUUUCUUUUUCUUUCUUCUUAAACGUAAUCGUUGGAUAGUAAAUAUGAAAUAGUGUGAUAUCGGUUUUAGGAUUCUCCUAGGAUUCUCUCGAUCAGAGAGUAUUCCUUUCGCGCGCAGUUCCCUGGAAAUCACGCGCUUUUAACCAAAAUAUAAGAAAAGUCAAUUCUCGUGAAAAUCUCGGAACGAGAUCAAAAUCUCCUUUCGCGGGAUAUUCCUGGUGGCCUCUAGUUAUCUAGGUCGGACGUGAUGUCGGACUAGUUUCUAGACGCUAGACUUUACGCUGUUGAUUUGUUAAAAUAAAUGUUUAUUUCGUAAAA
Messenger RNA from Megalopta genalis, 9029 nucleotides. Lineage: Eukaryota; Metazoa; Arthropoda; Insecta; Hymenoptera; Halictidae. The record is from RefSeq and is a predicted model, not a curated record.